Molecule: messenger RNA, 3148 nt
Organism: Kockovaella imperatae
Lineage: Eukaryota; Fungi; Basidiomycota; Tremellomycetes; Tremellales; Cuniculitremaceae
Exons: 14
Coding region: 87-3125 (1012 amino acids)
Source: RefSeq, a predicted model, not a curated record
CGCUUCGAUGGGUGCAACUACGCGAUGAAAUGCAAAUGUCUAUGGCAUCGGAAUCGAGGAUAAUUAUGUAGUUGGAUGCAUCGACCAUGACCUUGUCGUAUCUGGUGUCCACAGCUGGAUAUUCGAGAGAGCAGAAUGAGUCGUAUCCGCACGAUAUCACAAGCAUUGUCCAGUUAAUUGACGAGGGAGCCAACGAAUUCGAGGAUGAGCCUGUCGUCGGGUUCGCCCGUCUGACAGAUCCUGGAUGGGUCUGUGAUCGGUAUUCUUAUCGGUACAUCUCGAGAUUGGCCGAUGGGCUGACCACUGCCUUGGAAAUGAAACCCGUUUCUGACAAUCCUACCAUUGGUCUAUUAUGCCCCAGCAACCUCGACUUUUUAGUGGCAUGGAUUGCGCUCAUGAGACUUGGAUACGGGGUCUUGUUUGUUGCACCUCAAUGCUCGCCGUCCGCCAUCGCUUCGCUGUUAGAGAGCACAAAAUCUGAUCAUCUAUUAUACCAUUCCAAGUAUCAGCAGCUCGCAGAACAGGUCGAGUCUCCGGCCAGGGUGACGCUGUUACCCUCACCAACAGCACCUCGCCCUUGCUCUCGUCUGCCGUCCUACAAUCACCUUACUUCCCAUAUCUUCCAUUCCUCUGGGACGAGUGGUAAUCCAAAACCCAUACCGCACAAACAUCAUGUCAGCACCGCCUCUCUACCCCGUCGCGCGCUACCAGAUGAGCCACAUGGUCCACCUCCCGAGCCGGCAGCCUUCACGACGACACCCCUGUUCCACGGUGGCGUGUCAGACCUUCUACGGGCUUGGAUGGCACGAAGUGUGCUGUAUCUCUACCCCACAUCCGAAGUUCCCAUCACAUCUAGGAACGUGUGCCUCGCUGUAGAAGCGUGUAAUCGAGGUGUCGAAACUUCACGCUAUCGGGUCAAUUCGUUUCUCUCCGUCCCCUACAUCCUCAGCACUCUGGCCGACGAUUCAUCGGGAGUUGACUUGCUCAAGCAAAUGGACUUGGUGAGCACUGGGGGAGCGCCACUGGAAAAGGAGACUGGGGACAAGAUGGUCAGGCAAGGCAUCCGUCUGGUCAGUCGGCUUGGAAGUAGCGAAUGUGGAUUCCUGCUCAGUUCGUAUCGGGACUUUGAGCAUGACUUGGAGUGGGAUUGGCUCAGAAAUAAUUCGGCGUACAGCCAGGCUUUGAGCUUCGAACCGAGUCCAAUUCGAGAUGGCCUAUUCGAACUUGUGGUGGGCAACGAAUGGCUGAGCAAAACUAAAUCAAAUCGUCCGGACGACAGUUACGCUACAGGCGAUCUGUACCGACCGCAUCCUUCAAAGCCAGAUGUGUGGCAGUACGCCGGUCGAGGGGACGAUGUCAUUGUGAUGUCGAACGGGGAGAAAGCAACGCCCGGAUUCGUUGAAGAACGCUUGAGGCGAUCCAAGUUGAUUGCAGAGGCAAUCGUUGUCGGAAGCAAUCGACCCAGUUUGGGACUGCUCGUGUUCACCGAUGCGCCUAAGGACCGAGUGAUAGCGGAGCUCCAGCCUAUACUGAACGAGGUCAACCGAGAGCAGCCGAGCUAUGCCGCUAUCCAUCCAGACGCAUGCCUUCUUUUGAGCGGCGUAGCAGCACUCGACAGGAUCCCAAGGGCUAGCAAAGGUACGAUCCAGCGAGGACUGGUAGAUCAAGUGUUUGCUCAGGAGAUUACAAGCAUAUGGCGAGACGAGUCAGAUGAGGAAGCGCAGCGUACAAGAGAGGAGAUUCAAGAAUUUUGUCGGGAUGCUGUGGGGCAGAUGCUGGGCAGUCCGGUGGAUAUCCAUACGGACCUCUUCAAUUCUGGCAUCGACUCUCUCAAAGCGACGAGGCUUCGAUCACAGAUGAUCAAGUUUGUUGGCGGGAAGCCCUCGAUCCCCCUUAACGUGGUCUUUGAGCAAUCCACAAUCGCUUCUCUCGCCGAAUACAUGUACAGCGUCCAGCAAGGCACUUCCGUAUCCCUGUACGAAUUCAAUGAGCACACUCGCAUGCUAGAAUGGGCGGACAAGUAUGGGUCAUUCAGCCAAAGCCAGGGUCCUAAGGCCGGUCUCUCACGGGUUUUGGUGCUCACUGGUGCUACCGGCUCUCUCGGAAGAGAGGUGCUCAAUGCCUUGAGUGACUCCGCAUUUGACCGGAUCAUCUGUUUGGUUCGAGGUGAGAACGACGACGAUGCGCGAGUACGGGUCCAAAAGGCUGUUGGAAGCGACAAUGAUCUGGAUUCGGUCUCCGUUCACGUUGCCAAUUUAGCGAGCAGUGAUCUCGGGCUGGACGCGGCCGUUUUGGACGCGCUUACUGACAGCGAGGUCUCUGUGAUACACGCUGCCUGGCCAGUCCAUUUCGGAAGUAGUCUGCAAUCGUUCGAGGAUAGCAUCAAAGGUCUCCACAAUCUGCUGUCCCUCUACCUACGAUGUGGCUCGCCUAACCGGUUCAUCUUCUGCUCCUCGCUCGCCUCUGUCCUCAGAUCGGAUCAGAAAUCCAUCUCGGAGACCCCAUCAACGGAUCCCUCGACUGCCACUCCCAUCGGCUACUCUCGAUCUAAAUGGAUCGCCGAGCAGAUCUGUGCAAAAGCUCGUGAUGUCCACUCUUCCAUCGUCGUCGCUCGUCUGGGACAAUUAUGCGGAAACUCGAAGACGGGAGUAUGGAACGAGACUGAGGGAUGGCCGUUGUUGCUGAGAACGGCUGAUACAACGCGUAGUCUGCCUCUGCUUGAUGAUGUUGUGAACUGGCUUCCGGUCGAUGUUGCAGCUCGUGUCCUACUUGACCUGGUGCAUGAGGAGCAACCGGACCUGAUAUAUCAUCUCGUCCAUCCAUCCCCUACCACAUGGUCCACUGUCCUGGAUGGCGUAGAGUCGAGCGGCACGUCGUUCGAGCGGUUGCCUCGAUCAGAGUGGCUAGAGCGAGUGGAGCAGAUUCCUGACGAGGACAUUAGCCGAAAAAUGUUGUUUUUAUGGCGCCAAUCGUACGGCGAGGAUAGCCCGUCUUCAGUCUCAUACGACAUUGCUACGACCAACGCGCAGAAGGCCUCUUCCUCCCUUCGCCAACUCAGAGCUUUGCAACCUCGAGACUUUGCCCGAAGCAUCGAGGCGUGGCGCAACACAGGGUUCAUGACGUAGCAUGCAUGAUGAUGAUAAUGAUG